Molecule: messenger RNA, 732 nt
Organism: Elgaria multicarinata webbii
Lineage: Eukaryota; Metazoa; Chordata; Lepidosauria; Squamata; Anguidae
Product: androgen-induced gene 1 protein-like
Exons: 6
Coding region: 1-705 (234 amino acids)
Cellular component (GO): endomembrane system; membrane
Source: RefSeq, a predicted model, not a curated record
AUGGCUUUGGCGCUGCGAGGUCAGCGGGCCGUGGCGAUCCUGCACUUCCUCUGCUUCCUCUGGGCGGUUUUCGCCUUGACCCAGAAUUUAGGGGUGCCCAAACCGGUCCGCAAAGAGCAGGACAACACCUACGGGGGACCCUGGAAACACCUGACCUUCCUUAACCAGGUUCUACAGACAAUACUUUAUUCAUUGUGUGUCCUAAUGGAUGCUGUAGCUCUGUGCAUCCCUUCCCAAGAGAAGUGUGUGUCCUGUUUACUGCGGCCUAUCAGAGAUUUUAUCUUCUCUGCAUAUGUUUUCCCCGUUGGCUUAUUUGUAGCUGUUGCUUUCUGGGGCCUGUAUGCAUAUGAUAGAGAGCUAGUGUAUCCUAGAGAGCUGGAUGAUAUUAAUCCAAGUUGGCUUAAUCAUUCUAUGCAUACUACCAUCCUACCACUGCUUUUCAUAGAGCUGGUUAUAUGUACACAUAAGUAUCCUCAUAGGCUGAAAGGAGUUUUGGGUCUUUUCUUUUUCGCAGCAACAUACGUCUCAUGGAUAAUAUGGGUAUACCACACAUCUGGAAUUUGGGCAUAUCCAGUUUUAGAAGUGCUUAGUCCAAAUGGAAUGGUGGUAUUUUUCUUUGUUUCCUUCAGUAUAAUGGUAACCUUCUACUUCGCUGGGGAACAACUAACAAAAUGGUUGUGGGCAAAACGUAAAAAGGUCACCUAGAAAGGAUCCUGGAAAAGGCAUAAGGAC